This is a messenger RNA of Pangasianodon hypophthalmus (striped catfish), 4391 nucleotides long. RefSeq names its product transmembrane protein 8B (gene tmem8b). The transcript is spliced from 13 exons. The coding region runs from base 110 to 2518 and encodes 802 amino acids. Lineage: Eukaryota; Metazoa; Chordata; Actinopteri; Siluriformes; Pangasiidae. Gene Ontology annotation, cellular component: plasma membrane. The record is from RefSeq and is a predicted model, not a curated record.
CGCGAGCGGCCGGUCCGUCGCGAGACGCGAAGAUGUGGACGGGCGCGGUAAUAUAAACUGGCGGCCAGCCGUUUAAAGCCGGUGAAGCUCUGGUCGUUUUUUAAUCGCGAUGCGGCGGCUCGGAGAUGUGAGGUCGGAAUCGGGCCGCGUGCAGCUCCUCGUGCUCGUUUCCGCGCAUCUCUGCUCCAUCACAGGUUGCCUGUUUGUGACAGAUUAUUUCACCCGUACACCUCGCAAGCUGAACGCCUUCCGCUCAUUCGCCAGCGUGGAGCUCUUCCACUUCACCGUGCCUGAUGACACAGUUGUGGCCGUCUGGAACCUCAUCACAUUUAAGGAGCAAGGGGGAACGUUUGGAGACAACUGUCCUGACCGCAACGUGACAGUGUAUUUCAGGUCAGGAGCCCCGCCGGUCAUCAACCCCUUGAACACCCGUUUCCCGAAGGACACCAUCGUCCCAGGGUCCUUUGCUGUCACGCUGACAUGGACGCUGCCCAACCGUACUACGGGGGUGUUCAAUGUUACCAGCCCUCUCCCUGGAGACUGGUUCUUGGCUGCACAUCUACCAAAGGAUGAAGGGAAAAUCUCUGUCAAGGGUCUUCAUGAAGAAUGUCAGUACCUCUUCCAACCUCAGCUCAUAGUCCAGAGGCUUAUCGGGAUUUCGGUGCUCUACCCUGGCUACUUCAUAGACCAGAUGAUUCCAGGUCACAACAGAUCUGUUCUCUACAAAGUAUUUAUCCCCAGCUACAUAUCUUCAGUAAAGGUUCAGCUGGUGGACUGCAGCACCAGGAACAGGAGCAGUGAAAGCUGCCCAGUUCUGCUGAAGUUGAGAGCUAGAGCUCCACCAGUGCACAACUCCAGUGCUGUGGACUGCAGAGAGAACGUGCCAUGCGAGCUGGAGGUGCCACUGCUGUCUUGGGAACAGUGGUACUACAUUCUGGUGGAGCGCUACCUCAGCACUGCAGAUGUCUACUUCCGAAUUGGUGUACAGGUCAAAGACUGCUCCAAGCCGAGCAUCACUAAAGGGUCAUCUGCCAUGAAUAUGCCCCAGUCAUUUGGCACAGCUAUGGGCUUUUCUCUGUCAGAGACACUGCCGGCUGCCAGCUUGCCCAACCUGGCACGGAAUGGCUCAGAUCAGAGUCCACUGCUGAAGGCCGAGAACAGCAUCAUCUACUUGGCUCCCACCUCUGACAACAAUAAGUGCUGGCCAAUUCGACCUACAUUACGCAAUGAGUUGGAUACCUUCUCUGUGCACUUCUAUAUCUUCUUUGGGCCCAACAUCUCUAUUCCUCCAGACCGAGCAGCAGUGUUCGCCAUUAAUCUGAUGCCAGUGCUGGACAGUGGAGGGGUUCUUAACAUGGAGCUCAAGCUCAAUGUGUCCUCAGUGAAAGGGGAGAAUAUUACUGUAUUUGGCUGUCUGCAUCAUGGAAUGCCACUGGCCCUUCGAGACAACUCUUCCGUCAAGUGCGAGUCUGAGUCAGUUUCUGGAUUCCUUUUGUCUGUGAACACCACUACAAACAUUACCAAGCUGCGGAUCCCAUACCCCCAGACUGGCACCUGGUACCUCAGCCUCCGAUCUCUACGUUCCACAGAGCACGGGUUUGAAGCGUGUGCUAAUAUAACAGCAGAAGUGUAUCUUCGCUCCUAUCUGACCCCAUGUAUCAAUGACUGUGGCACUUAUGGCCAGUGCAAACUCCUCCGCACCAAUAACUACUUGUACGCUGCAUGCGAGUGCAAAGCAGGUUGGGAUGGCUGGGGCUGUACAGACAACACAGAAGCUUAUUCAUAUGGAUUCCAGCUACUGUCUACCCUGUUGCUCUGUCUGAGUAACCUGAUGUUCGUACCACCCGUUGCCAUUGCCAUUCGCAGUCAUUACUUGCUAGAGGCUUCUGUCUACAUCUUCACAAUGUUCUUCUCUACUUUCUACCAUGCCUGUGAUCAGCCAGGAAUAGUAGUGUUCUGCAUUAUGGAGUAUGAUGUCCUCCAGUUCUGUGAUUUUCUUGGCUCCCUCAUGUCCGUCUGGGUUACGGUCAUUGCCAUGGCCAGACUUAAAUCCAUCAUCAAGCAGGUGCUGUACCUGCUAGGGGCAAUGUCUCUGUCCAUGGCUCUCCAGCUGGACCGCCAUGGCCUGUGGAACCUUCUAGGCCCCAGCCUUUUUGCCUUGGGUAUAAUGGCCAUUGCCUGGACCGUUCGUACCAUCCGGCGGCGUCGCUGCUACCCUCCGACAUGGAAACGCUGGAUCUUCUUCCUCCUCCCAGGCACCUCCAUUGCUACUUCAGCCGUGGCGCUCUAUGCCUUCGUGGAGACUGAAGAGAACUACUUCUACAUCCACAGCAUCUGGCACAUGCUGAUUGCCGGCAGUGUGGGCUUCCUGUUGCCGCCCCGUGCCAAGCCCGACGCCAAGGUGACGCCAAUGAGGCGCCAGCGCGGAUGCGGUUACCAGCUCUGCGUCAACGAGCACGAGGAGAUGGGCCUCGUCGACCCGGCCAUCAUCACCAUCAACAGUAUCUGCACCAGCUGAUGACGCCUUUGGAAUUUAAAAAAAAAAAAGGAAAACAAAGCCAGAGAACUCAUCACACUGUAAAUAAAAUCUGAGAGGACACAUAUAAACAGUUUUGUUGUUUUUACUUGCCAUUUUUUUUGUUGAUAUCCGGAAAUUCUACAGUGAUGUGUUGCACUGAUGUUAGUGAACACGGUAUGUAAUGAAAUCAGACUACUCACAUACACUUGAAGUUUUUUUUAUUAUUAUUUUUGGUGGUUAAUUGAUGCUUGGAUUUCUGCUAUAUUUGCCAUUUUGCAUUCUUGGUAUGUCCAGAUGGAUUGCAGUGGUUACAGUGUUGCACUGCUGUUUGUGAACAUGGUACUGUUUUAAAGAUGAACAUUGCUGCUGCUAUAACGGUGACUGUAAAAAUGUGUCAUGUAAUUAUUUAUUGCUGUCUGAAAUCUGAAAAGACCAAAAGUACUACUGGGGUGAUAUUACAGAAGCUAAAUAGUAGAAGUAUUUAUGAAGGAACAGAUUUUGUUUCCUGUUUUCUUUUUUCUUUCAUCACUAAACUUGCACUGAGACACAAAAAUGUGAUACAGUACAUUUUUUUAUAUAUACUGUAUAAGUAUGUAAUAGGUAAGUGUCACCAUUGUAAAGAUAUAGUCGUUUUUUGGUGGAAUAUCUGACUGUACUAUGGAUUGCAUUUUAUUAACUAUUGAUUGUUAAUCGAAAAGUGGCCAAGAAUUUGUUUUUUUUUUUUUUUGCUAAAAAAAAGAAAAAAAAAAGAAAAAUAAGAAACCUCCAAUAAAUAACCUCAAUUUCCUGUUGUAAGUACCUGGUGAGGAAUUGGGUCAGAGAAGAUCAUUAUUAACCGAUAAAACAAAUAAACAUUUUAUUUUUUUCUGUACUAAAGAGGCUCGUAUGUCUUUUCCUGAAGGGUUUAAUAAAUGAGCUGUUUGUCGGGAACAUGGUAUGCCCUAUUUCAGUUCUUAAUGGAUGCUCGUGGCCUGGCAUAAUGUGCCAGUCUAUUGUGGAUAUGUGAAGCUGCUGCCGGAGGCCUCUCAGAAGAGGUAUAAAUGAAUAAAUUAUAUAUCAUCGGUCCUAGCGGAGACUCUGUGUGGCUGUGUGGCAGCAGGAAGUCUCCACAUGGCCAGGAUGUCAUUACAAUGACAACAAUGAUGCUUUGAGUGCAUUGCUUUCCUUCCAGCAUUCCACAACAGAUAAGAGCAGUGCGAGCUUUAUCUCUGAACAACAAUGUCUUAACGCUGUGCUGCUUUUACAACAGUUUCGAACAGGGUAAACACUUUAGGGUCUUUUUCUCAGCACUCACUCAGUGAAGAGAACUUAAAAAGAGUGAACGAAUCACAAAUUAAGCCACUUGUUAAUUCAAUUAGCGCAACAGGGUUUUUGUGACCUAUUUUUAAUUAAGGCGUUAACAUGUGGUUUAUUUUUGAAAUCAAGUUCCAGGGCCUUAAUUCAUUACCAGUAAUAUACAUUCCCUAAGGGACCAUAUGUCAUGUAUGAGUACUCAGUGUUCAAUUAUCUUUAGGGCUGCGUGGAAAAAACACAACACUUGUUCCUACUUAGUUACUAAGCAGCUGUAUGUACUACAUGGGUUUGUAGAUCAGGAUGACUUAGAGAUAAAACUGCUGUACAUGUAGAAUAACUGCUUCAUCCUGGUCAGGGUUGCCGAGUAUAUUAUACAGGUGUCAAAUAAUAGCAGAAGCCUGACUUUGCUUGAAAUAAUCUCAGGCCAACAAUAAAUCUCAUACCAAUUUCCUUCUCCACUACCUGUUCACUACGGUCCUUUUACAUGUACUGAAAAGCCUCGCUAAUAGAUGAAAGAAGCAACGGAAAUUAAGCAAAGACAAAUGAUCAUGGAUGACAGUGUAGCAUAUUUCAAAGCUCC